GUAUUCUACAAAGCAUUCCAUGCGCAUUUGCAAGUUGCUUUGAGUGGCAGAUGUGUGUUAAUAUAAAAUAAUUUCUUAUCCAAGAAUUAAAAAUAAUUGACAGAACAAUAAUUGGAUGAUUAAUUCAGUAGUAGGGAUUUGCGAUAGAAGUAUAGUCAUUACUAAUAAUAAGUCGAUCGCGAUAUGAGCGUAUGCAUAUAUGAAUGGAGGGACACUUAGCGUGAAUAUUGUAAGGUUCACCAUGGUGAGGCGGGCAGUGUUUUAUUGUGUUGCCUUACUAGUGCCAGCUAUCAUAUCUCUUCUUCUGCUAACACUUGGCUUUAGCACGGAUAACUGGACCAUUUACGACCCAGCGGCCAUCCGGCCUCCCGACCCUGACCUCAUCAUCGCCAACCUGACGCAUGUCACCACCGAAUUCAUAUUAGUAGCCGAGUCUACCGGAUUAUUUCAGACGUGUUUAGUAUUCAAAAACGUCACCUUUGUUAGGAUGAUAACUGAUAGUGACGCAAGGUUAGAUGCAGAAUGUGGGGCAGAUAUGAAAAGAUAUAUGGAGUCAAUCUUAGCGAACCCAUUGGCAUUACCAAGUGCUGCACUAUGCUGCCCACCUGGCAUCGAGAAAUUAGAUUCGGUUCCUGCAAAAUGUCGACUGGACUACAGAGAGAUGUCACCAUGUACAACACAAUAUGAAAAACCAGAUCUCCAUAACUAUGAAAAACUGUAUUCCACAGCGGACUCCAUCUCCCGGAGCUGUCUGGCCUAUACCUUGCCUAGCCACACCCCAAAUAAUUGCUUCACUCACAAACUAGACUUUUCAUUCACAUCCAUCCUCAGCACAAUCAGGAAAUUAUACCCCGAAAAAUCUAAAGACCAAAUCACACCAAUUCAAAAUCAUGAAGACUACAGCAAAAGACUAAACGCUGCUAUACUUAGUUUGUUAGCGAUUGGAGUAGGAAUCCUUCUAGCAGGAACGAUAGCAAUGGCGUUGAUACUGUGUACAGAAAUAAGCCCCACAAAACUAUUCGCAACCAGCGGGGUAACGUAUCUAUUAUCGAGUGUGCUAGUUUUAAUUGGAAUUGCCAGUUUUUCUUAUAAUAUAUCAUACCAGAAAGCUGUGAUUCUGACUGGAGACGUAUAUGGACAAUCGGUAGCUGAGAGAUUAAAAUACAACAAUUGGUUGUUACGUAUAGAUAAAUACGGUUGGUCGUUUUACGUAACGGUUAUUUCAUGUGGAAUAAACCUGGUGAAUAGUAUGAUGACACUAUGUAUAGCUGGACAUGCAAAAUACCUACAUGCGCAGAUAAAAGAUGAAUCUGUACAGCUAACUGGGUCAUUAACUUUAUAGGCUGUCGACAGUUUAAUAUUAGGUUCGUUACCAUAUUACGAGAUACAUGUAUAAUUGUCCAUGUAUAUUACAAUUUCUGUUUAUGUUGCUGUUCACGUGCGUUCACGUACAUUACCAUGCUUAACUUGUACAUUGCCAUUGUUGUUCAUUGCCAUCCAUUGCUGAUCAAGUGCAUUACCAUGCAAUACGCGUAACUUACAUUACCAUUGUUGUUCAUUGCCAUCCAUUGCUGAUCAAGUGCAUUACCAUGCAAUACGCGUAACUUACAUUACCAUUGUUG
Owenia fusiformis is the source of this 1622-nucleotide messenger RNA. The record is from the annotation of a GenBank genome assembly. NCBI's taxonomy places the organism in Eukaryota, Metazoa, Annelida, Polychaeta, Sabellida, Oweniidae.